UGUACUUCCGGAUUUUCUGUCUUCUGCGGAGGAAACGCUCAGUUCAAAACAAACGUUUUAGUUGUUAUCGCUGAGUUCUCGCCUCGCUGUAACCUUGUGUUUCGGGGGAGGAUUACAAUAAUUUAGGACCGCUGGUAUCCAUGGAGACGCCAGAACAAGGCCAAGCUGAUGGAGAGGAGCGGCCAGUGGAUCUGCGACCUCGGACGCGCUCCAACCCAGAAGGAGCUGAGGACCGCCGCAGCAGCACGGGAAGCCUCGGCGGCAACAGCAACGCCAACAUACCCCAGCCUGCCGUGGGGAGUCGUGUGGAGGGCGAGGGUGAAGCCUCGACCAGCGACAGCCCUCCGAGCUCCACCACCACCACUGUCUCGGUCGCUGCGGCUCAAGUUGUAGCUCCAACCACGAAUUCGGGUGUAGCGACAGCAGCCGGUGGCGCCAUACCCAUGUCCGUCCCUCUCCCAGCACAGACCCGGCUCCGAGCUCCCCGAGUCAACUGCCCAGAGAAAGUGAUCAUCUGCUUGGAUCUCUCUGAAGAGAUGUCUUUACCAAAGCUGGAGUCCUUCAAUGGAUCUCAGACAAAUGCUCUGAAUAUUUCCCAAAAGAUGAUCGAAAUGUUUGUCAGAACCAAACAUGAUGUUGACAAACGGCACGAGUUUGCUCUGGUUGUCAUCAACGACGAUGCUCUGUGGCUGUCAGGCUUCACGUCUGAUCCCAGGGAACUGUGCAGCUGUCUGUAUGAUCUGGAGACCAAUGUGUGCGAGUCCUUCAACCUGGAAGAUCUCCUUAAUGUCAUUCGUCAGAAAAUCGAGCUGCCUGUGUUGGAGAACGUUCAGACAGAUUCACCCCCAUAUGUGGUGCGGACCGUUCUUAUUUACAGCCGCCGUGUGGGGCAGCUACAGUUCACCCUGUCUGAGGCUGUCAAUAAAAUGCUGCAGUCUCCGUAUUUUUACUUUGAUUUGAUAUAUUUACACAAUGGCGAGGAGCUUGAAGACGGGACCAACUGGGUGAUGAACUACAUGGCUUUCUGCAAACUUGCCAUAAAGGAAAUGUGUUACUGCUAUGAGGCUUCACUGAAUGGACCUGUCGCCAAGCUGUACAACUGUAUGGCCAAACUUUUGGCCCACCCUUUACAAAGACCUUCACAGAAGAAAGCCUCGCACAGCCUUCUGGAGGACGAUGACUCUCAGGAUGUGGAAGCGACAGUAUGAAAUGUUACUAAUUGGAAAAGCCAAACUGGAAAAAUACAGGCAUACAUACACACUAUAGUUUUUCAGAAGGCAUGUUAAUUCUCUGCUCUGAAUCAGUGAAUUUAGCAAUAUUAUGUUUUAAUUUGAAACGAUAGCAUUGGGUUUUAUUUUUUGUUUUGAAAUUGUUGCCUAUACAGUUAAUUUUAUCUUGAUAAUUGCUUAAUCGAUGAUGCAAGAUAAAGACAUGAUGUUUGCUAAUUUGGAGCUUUUUAAAAGGUGAUUAUUUUUGAACUGAUUUUUGUCUUAAAGGUGGUGUAGGCAGGAUUUUGCUCAUCAAUGCUAAUUUUUCUGGGUUUUUUUUAAUUAAAUGUUAGAGUAUCCAUUGAUAAUCCUUUACAAGUGUAGCAUAAUUGCACUACUGCGAGGGCGCAGCG
Messenger RNA from Salarias fasciatus (jewelled blenny), 1621 nucleotides. Its product is annotated as BRISC and BRCA1-A complex member 1-like. Lineage: Eukaryota; Metazoa; Chordata; Actinopteri; Blenniiformes; Blenniidae. The record is from RefSeq and is a predicted model, not a curated record. The transcript has 9 exons. Gene Ontology annotation, biological process: double-strand break repair; mitotic G2 DNA damage checkpoint signaling; positive regulation of DNA repair. Gene Ontology annotation, cellular component: BRCA1-A complex; BRISC complex; nuclear body. The coding region runs from base 141 to 1208 and encodes 355 amino acids.